Molecule: messenger RNA, 4267 nt
Organism: Marmota monax (woodchuck)
Lineage: Eukaryota; Metazoa; Chordata; Mammalia; Rodentia; Sciuridae
Gene: Ufl1
Product: UFM1 specific ligase 1
Exons: 19
Coding region: 98-2476 (792 amino acids)
Biological process (GO): regulation of proteasomal ubiquitin-dependent protein catabolic process; response to endoplasmic reticulum stress; protein K69-linked ufmylation
Cellular component (GO): endoplasmic reticulum membrane
Molecular function (GO): UFM1 ligase activity
Source: RefSeq, a predicted model, not a curated record
CCCUUCGCGCGGCCCGUUCCGUCUCGCCGCCUCGCCUCCGGUAGUGUUUGGGCUGACGUGUCUGAAGUUACUCCGAGUCUCAGCGACUCAGGCCGUGAUGGCGGACGCCUGGGAAGAGAUCAGGCGGUUGGCGGCUGACUUCCAGCGGGCGCAGUUCGCCGAAGCCACGCAGAGAUUGUCAGAACGGAACUGCAUCGAGAUUGUGAAUAAACUGAUUGCUCAGAAACAACUAGAAGUAGUUCACACACUUGAUGGAAAGGAAUAUAUUACUCCAGCCCAAAUUAGUAAAGAAAUGAGAGAUGAGCUACAUGUCCGAGGCGGUCGAGUAAACAUUGUUGAUCUGCAACAGGUAAUUAAUGUGGACCUGAUUCAUAUUGAGAAUAGAAUUGGUGACAUUAUUAAAUCAGAAAAGCAUGUCCAGCUAGUAUUGGGACAAUUGAUAGAUGACAACUAUUUGGAUCGGUUAGCAGAAGAAGUAAAUGAUAAAUUGCAAGAAAGUGGUCAGGUAACCAUAUCAGAACUGUGUAAAACCUAUGACCUUCCUGGAAACUUUCUGACACAGGCAUUAACUCACAGACUAGGUAGAAUUAUCAAUGGACAUAUUGAUCUUGAUAACAGAGGAGUAAUUUUCACAGAAGCUUUUAUUGCUCGACAUAAAGCACGCAUCCGUGGAUUAUUCAGUGCUAUUACCCGGCCUACAGCAGUGAAUUCUUUGAUUUCAAAAUAUGGAUUUCAGGAGCAGCUUCUGUACUCUGUGCUCGAGGAACUUGUUAAUAAUGGACGGUUACGAGGCACUGUAAUUGGUGGGAGACAGGACAAAGCUGUGUUUGUCCCUGACAUCUACUCCAGGACACAGAGUACUUGGGUGGAUUCUUUUUUCAGGCAGAAUGGUUAUCUAGAAUUUGAUGCCUUGUCCAGACUUGGAAUCCCAGAUGCUGUAAGCUACAUAAAGAAAAGAUAUAAGACUACACAACUCUUGUUUUUGAAAGCAGCUUGUGUUGGUCAAGGACUUGUGGAUCAAGUGGAAGCAUCGGUAGAGGAAGCCAUCAGCUCUGGAACAUGGGUUGAUAUUUCACCUCUGCUUCCCAGUUCUUUAUCAGUUGAAGAUUCUGCCAUAUUGCUUCAGCAGGUGAUGAGAGCAUUCAGUAAACAGGCUUCAGCUAUAAUCUUUAGCGACACUGUUGUGGUCAGUGAAAAAUUUAUAAAUGACUGUACAGAGUUAUUCAGUGAAUUGAUGCACCAGAAAGCUGAAAAGGAAAUGAUAAAUAAUCCUGUGCAUUUAAUCACUGAAGAAGAUCUGAAGCAAGUUUCCAUUCUAGAAAGUGUUAAUACAAAUAAAAAGGAUAAAAAAGAUGAACGCAGGAAGAAAGCAACAGAGGGCAGUGGAAGUGUGAGAGGAGGAGGAUGGGGCAACGCCAGAGAAUACAAAAUUAAAAAAACCAAGAAGAAAGGAAGAAAAGAUGAUGACAGUGAUGAUGAGUCUCAGUCAUCUCACACUGCAAAGAAGAAGCCAGAGAUCACUUUUAUGUUCCAGGAUGAUAUUGAAGAUUUUUUAAGAAAACACAUUCAAGAUGCCCCUGAGGAGUUCAUUUCUGAACUUGCUGAAUAUUUAGUAAAACCUCUUAAUAAAACCUAUCUUGAGGUGGUACGUUCAGUAUUCAUGUCUUCAACUUCUGCUUCUGGAACUGGCAGAAAACGCACAAUCAAGGAUUUACAAGAAGAGGUUUCAAAUCUAUAUAAUAAUAUUAGGUUAUUUGAAAAAGGGAUGAAGUUUUUUGCAGAUGAUACACUGGCUGCUCUUACUAAGCACUUACUGAAGACAGUGUGUACUGACAUCACCAACCUCAUUUUUAACUUCUUAGCUUCAGAUUUAAUGAUGGCAGUAGAUGAUCCUGCAACCAUUACAAGUGAAGUAAGAAAAAAAAUUUUAAGUAAAUUGUCAGAAGAAACCAAAGUAGCUCUAACAAAACUGCAUAACUCUCUGAAUGAAAAAAGCAUAGAAGACUUUCUUUCUUCUCUGGAUUCUGCUGCAGAAACUUGUGAUAUUAUGGUGAAAAAGGGAGACAAAAAAAGGGAAAGACAGAUACUAUUCCAGCAUCGACAAGCACUGGCUGAACAGCUGAAAGUCACAGAAGACCCUGCUCUUAUUCUGCACCUCACAUCAAUCCUGUUGUUUCAGUUCUCAACCCACAGCAUGCUCCAUGCACCUGGAAGAUGUGUCCCACAGAUCAUUGCUUUUCUUAAUAAUAAAAUUCCAGAGGAUCAGCAUACUCUUUUGGUAAAGUAUCAAGGUUUGGUUGUAAAACAGUUAGUUAGUCAAAAGAAGACUGGGCAGGGAGAUGAUCCCAUGAGUGAUGAACUAGACAAAGAACAACAGGAUGUCACCAAUGCUACUCGUAAAGAGCUUCAAGAGCUUUCUUCAUCCAUUAAGGACCUUGUUCUCAAAUGCAGGAAAUCAUCAGUGACAGAAGAAUAAUGAUCUUAGUUUGCUUUUGUUAUAUAGUGAGCAUUUUCCCCAAAACUUAAACUUAAAGGUGAGUAGUCACAAAAAACAGUCAGUGGCAACUCUCCCUCGCUCCCGCACAAUUCAAUUAAAAUAGUAGUGUUCUAUUAAAUGUAAAUCUUAUAAAACGUGAAUUUUGGUAAAACUGGGUUCUCGAAAGUUUUUCUUUUCACAUAAAUUCUAUGUGCAACUUUUUAGAUAAAAGUUAUUUUCACAUAAUUCUAAAAAAAUACAUUUUAGGUUUAUUCCAGAUGGUAAAUGAAGAAUGAAUUUUUCUGGAAAAGUACUUAUUCAUUUGCUAUUUGAUUUUUUAAGUGAUAUCUAUAUUUAUUAUAUUCACUUAAGCAGAAACUUAAAAUUUGGUCACUUUAAAAAAGAAGAAAAGGGAAAUAAAGCCUUCAGUGUGUCAAAAGUAAAAAUAAAUCACAUUUUAUUUUAAGUUAAUAGAGUUGCUUCAAAAAUAAAAUACAGGAAUUUUCAGAAUAUAUAUAUAUAUAUAUAUAUAUAUAUAUAUAUAUAUAUUAUUAUUAUUAUUAUUAUUAUUAUUAUUAUUAUUAAGUCCUUGCUCUAAUUUGGGCCUAGUAAGAGCCUUCCACGUAAAAGUUUGCAGGGGCUUCUGGGAUGCCUUUACAGGUGGGAACACCAGAGAAGCCUAUACAUUGCUAUGCUCUGUUACCAAACAGGCUGCUGAGAAAAGUGAGAGAAAACAUGAAAUUGACUGCUUAUAGAUAUGUCACAUUUAUAUUGGUAUGACUAAAAAUUUAAUACAAAGAUUUUUGAUUAAUCCAGUUUACAUUUCUAAAUUUUGCUUUUUAUUUCAGUAGAUGCUUUAACAUCUAAUUCUUUGGAAGUAUUUAUGUGACAAAUUGUUAAGCUGCUUUUUUUAGCGGUGAGAGGAUCUAUAAAUGCAUUUAAAUCAUUGGAACCUUUUUUUUUCCAAUAAUAGAAAACUUAUAAAAAUUAAAUAUUUUUGUUUUGUAAAGAUUGUGAUUUAAAAGUAAUUAACAUUAUUCUUUGGAGUAAUCAUUUCAACCAAACAAAUUUUAAGCAACAAUUUAGUAUUUAAAAAAAAUUUAGUAAUUUUGAAUAUAAUAGAAAAUUAAAUCCCAAAUAUGAAAAAAUAUUAUUUUAUAUAAUUCCAUUUAUGGCAUUUGAAACUUUAUAUUUUAAAAUGUUUAAAUGCAAAAUUCAGACUACCUCCACUUUGUUUUAGAAAAAGUGUUAAUCCUGAGUGAAAUUAAUGUAAUUUCUAAGCAUUGUUAUUAAAGUUGAUAGGAUUGUAACACUAAAUUUAAAAAUGUGUUCCCAUGGGUAAUGUUCUAAUAUAUGUUUUCAUAAGAGCAAAAGAAGAAAAAUGACAAAUCUCUGUGACUACAGAGUCUUAAUUUAUUUUUGUUUAUGCAACUUCCAAAAUAUUGAACACUCAGCAUAUUUAACUCCGCAUUUAAGGACCUUAUCAUUUAUGUUUCAGCAGAUACCAAAGUAAUUCUUGUUUAUGUUAAACUAGAUCAUAGAAAAUAAAUAGAAGAGACCAUGAAGCAAAUAAAAUCAUUCUGACUUAAUCUAUGAAAAUAAAGUAGAAGAGACAAUGAAGCAAAUAAACAUGCAUUCUGUAUUAACUUGUUUGCAUUAAAUUUUUUUCAUUUGUCAAAACAGUUAUUUUUUCAUAGAAAAUGAACAUUUUUAUUGUUUUGUAAAUAAAAUUAUAUAAGUGAUUUUGUAUGUAAAGAUCUAAUUUCAAUAAAGUUAAAAUUGUUAAAUGGC